AUGGACUCCACGGUGUGGGCAGGAUGUGAUCAGAUCUGGUUCGUGAUUUUGGUGUCUCUGGUGCUUGUGGCGAUAGGUGCCAUUGUUUUCGUCUUCUUUUUCCACUGGGUGGACUUGGUUAUUGAUCAUGAGCUGCCGCUCAGCGAGUCCUCGAUGACCUUCCAGUGGUGGCGGAAGCCGCCGGUGAAUCCAGUCAUGAGGGUCUACGUGUACAACGUCACCAACGCCGACGAAUUCCUCAACAACGGCAGCAAGCCCAUCGUGGAGGAGCUGGGCCCCUACGUCUACGUGUGA
Molecule: messenger RNA, 294 nt
Organism: Gryllus bimaculatus (two-spotted cricket)
Lineage: Eukaryota; Metazoa; Arthropoda; Insecta; Orthoptera; Gryllidae
Source: the annotation of a GenBank genome assembly